AUGGGCGGAAUUGAAAAACUAAAGCUUAUGCUGGUAAUGGCUUUCAUGUGUAUGGCAAUUCUUGUAUGCUAUGUAGAAUCUGUAAAUGAGACUAAAUACUUGCCUGCGGACACAUCUGCGGAGCAUCGUGAGAAUAUGUUGCGUGUACGCAUGCAUCUGUAUUGUCAGGAUCGUCCCUAUAAGGCGCGGAAGAUACUGCGGACCAACUAUUGGGUGCUCGAGAACUAUGUGAUGGCCGAGCAUGGUGCGAUUCCGUGCUUCUCAUCCAUCACAUAUACAACGCAUGCGGACUACCGUUAUCUGGAUAAUCUAAUACCUUUGCUGGAGCGGUGGCGUGCCCCCAUCAGUCUGGCGGUUUAUGCGCCUGGCACCGAUUUUGUGUCCACCCUGAACAGCAUAAGGUGGUUACUCCAAUGUGCACCACAGCGGGAUCUGGUACGCGCCUUCGUCAGCUUUCAUAUAUACUUCAACGCACUGCACAUGCCCAGUGCAGUGCCUAAGUCGGAGCAUGUCCUGAAACGAAAAGUUGACUGUAAGGACGAGGCACCAUUUGCAGAUCCGGAGCUACCAAUGACCUAUCGUAAGCAACACUUUCUCAACUAUCCGGUGAAUGUGGGUAGAAAUAUUGCCCGGGAUGCGGCGGUGACACAUUUUGUGCUCGCCUCCGAUAUAGAACUUUAUCCCACGCCACAUCUUGUGGAGCGUUUCAUGGACAUGUUGGGCCGCAAUCCCAAAAUGAUGAAGAACAAUUCCCCGCAUGUCUAUGUCCUGCGCGUUUUUGAGGUUGAGCAGAAUGUAACGGUACCGGACACUAAAAAGGAAUUGAAGUACCUGCUGCGCAAAGGUCUGGCCAUCUCCUUCCACAGCCGACUCUGUCCCGAGUGCCAUGAAGGACCACGCUUGAAGGCUUGGAUUGCAGCCAAAUCGUCGGAUGUCUUAAACAUUUUCCAUGUAGGUCAGCGCAUUGGAAGCGCUAUACGCUGGGAGCCCAUCUUCAUUGGCACCCAGAUGGAUCCAGUCUACGAAGAACGCCUCAGCUGGGAGGGAAUGAGCGACAAGAUGACCCAAGCCUAUGCCCUUUGUGCCUUGGGCUACAAAUUUCUUAUACUCGAUAACGCCUUUCUCACGCAUAAGCCAGGUAUCAAGACGACGGUGGGGGAUAUAGAGCGCGUCUUCCUGGCAGCCCGAACAUACUACAUGAUCAGUCGCAAGAUGGUAAACGAGCUACGUAUCAUGUAUGGCAAUCGAUGGGGCUGCACUAUCUAG
Scaptodrosophila lebanonensis is the source of this 1266-nucleotide messenger RNA. Its product is annotated as beta-1,4-glucuronyltransferase 1. The coding region runs from base 1 to 1266 and encodes 421 amino acids. The record is from RefSeq and is a predicted model, not a curated record. Lineage: Eukaryota; Metazoa; Arthropoda; Insecta; Diptera; Drosophilidae. The transcript has a single exon.